AUGGCACCGUCUUUUCCAUUUACUUUCCGCGUCGGAACACCAAACGGACUGUCUUUCAAACCUUCAAUGCCAGCCGUGGCGCCGAGGUCGACUGUCGGACUGCGCGACGACAACUUCACUGGCAACCACAAGCUUGUGAUCGUACUUGUGGUUUUGGCGGUCAUCGCAGGAAUUCUUCUCGUUAUUUUCUCUUCACGGAAGGCAAGAGAGCAGGACCGUCUGGCGAAAGAGCGUGGAGCGUUCUUGCGCGGUCUGCAAAGAAGGAACAAUGAACCAUCAAUGGUCGCAAUGGCGAUCCCUCUUCGAAUCAAAAUCAUCGCAUCGUCAAUAACUCUAAUCGUGAUCAUCGCCAUCACACUAGCAACAUCGCUCGAAAUCCGCGCGCACGAGGCGCCGCGACAACUUAUCCAGAUCUCGAAGGCCCAACUCGCGAAGGACGGAAAACUUGAAGCACAGGUGCAGGCGCAAGCCCAGCAAGCGGGUGCGGCUAUCAAUGGAAGCGCAUUCGACCGCGGCGACAUUCUCAGCGGGACUUCCACAGUUGCCGCUGACAUAACCGCAACCUGGGUUAUCACGGGCCGACCAACAAUCAUAGCGAGUGAUGAAGGUAUGAUCGGGGCCACUGCAACUGCGCAACCGACGUCGGUCGAUGAAGGCUUCAUUGGCAACACCGUAGGCACAUCGAAGCCAACUCCCAGCGUCCGACCUCUACCACCACCUGCACCCCAAGUGCCUAUAGUUGCGAUGUCGUACGCCGGCGAUGGAGGUCCUAAGCACUGUCGCGGGCAGCUUCUACAGAAACUCAAUCUGCCUAGACCCGCAAAGACUUGGCUGAACGGUACUUGCGUAGACCUGCCUGGCCAUGCACGCUGUGGUGUCUUUUAUUCGGCGAAAGGCGACAACUGUGAAGCGCAACUCUUCACCAUGGAGGGCUGCUACAACACGACGGAGACAUACGUGAAUACAGUGGUAUUCAUGCCAGAAGAACGGCCGGUUGGUGCGAUGUGGAAGAGCAUGUUUAUCCGCUGUGGUCUCGACGUACCAGAACCGGCUCUCAUUGAUCCCAGCAUCCUUGGAGGCGCAUUGAAGAAACCGGGCGGAGGAUGA
Paraphaeosphaeria sporulosa is the source of this 1107-nucleotide messenger RNA. RefSeq lists its product as uncharacterized. NCBI's taxonomy places the organism in Eukaryota, Fungi, Ascomycota, Dothideomycetes, Pleosporales, Didymosphaeriaceae. Bases 1 to 1107 code for a protein of 368 amino acids. The record is from RefSeq and is a predicted model, not a curated record. The transcript is spliced from 3 exons.